UGUGGUAGGUGCCGUACCGUUCUUGAAUGUGACACACACGCCGACUGGCCCACGAUCAGCCUCCUUGUCAACGAACACUAUUUCGCUUGUCCAGUAAAGCCCGACUUUUGUGGGUCUGCCCCAUCUCACCCCUCUUCUGAACCCGAUGACGCGCAGAGUCCUAUAUAUGACUCUAGCGAGAACAUAGAUGCCGCUGAUGACAAGCAAGAUGAGACACUCAUCCAAGUCGCGGGAUCUAGCAAGCAGAGGAAAAACGAGGCUCAGCGGAAACAGGAGCUAGAGGACGACAAGUACACUUACGACGUACGACCCACAUCCGUCAUAUGCCGUGGGUGUGACAGAGAGAUUAGCCUGGACAAGCGCUCGAGGUAUUACCCAGGAUUAUGGAUGAAACAUCGAGGGAAGUGUGCAAGAAUAUACAAGAUCGAG
This is a messenger RNA of Suillus plorans, 429 nucleotides long. RefSeq lists its product as uncharacterized. Lineage: Eukaryota; Fungi; Basidiomycota; Agaricomycetes; Boletales; Suillaceae. The record is from RefSeq and is a predicted model, not a curated record. The transcript has a single exon. The annotation marks the transcript as partial.